Messenger RNA from Fundulus heteroclitus (mummichog), 4177 nucleotides. It is a transcript of the gene adora1b, whose product is annotated as adenosine A1 receptor b. Lineage: Eukaryota; Metazoa; Chordata; Actinopteri; Cyprinodontiformes; Fundulidae. The coding region runs from base 611 to 1681 and encodes 356 amino acids. Gene Ontology annotation, molecular function: G protein-coupled adenosine receptor activity. Gene Ontology annotation, cellular component: dendrite; membrane; synapse. The transcript has 2 exons. Gene Ontology annotation, biological process: G protein-coupled adenosine receptor signaling pathway. The record is from RefSeq and is a predicted model, not a curated record.
CACAUGGGGAAAAUAAGCCGGUUUAGCAGGCUUUGUUGAAAGGAUACGGAAGAAGACCUAAACGGUUUUCUGAGACGGCACGGGUACUCGUAAAAAGAGAGAGAGAAGGAGAAAGAGCGAGCGAGAUUGGGGCAGAGCGCGCACGUGUCUGCGCAGGAGCUACAUCUGUACGCGCUUUUCAGCCAAAAACGCGCAGGCAGCGGCGCUGUUAAAACGUGUUGUCAAAAAAACAGAAAAGCAUACGAAGGCUGACAAUCGCCAAGCGCCCUCUAGAAGAAACCGAAACCAGUGGAAAGGAUGCUGCGCUUACGAGAAACAGAUGUAUCCAGUCUAGUGGAGGGAGCGCAGGGAACGGUGCAUGAGCGACCCGCUGCAGCCGCCGGACAAAAGCACCUGCCUCAGAGGAAGACCCCCCGUUCUUUGCUGCUUCUUUCCUUUUUUUGAAACCUGGAUUUGUCGCUCAAGAUUCACAUCUUGCAUCCAGUGAGGAAACAAGGGCGCCAUGAAACUAAUCAACACCCAGCCAAUUUUGGAAAGCCCAUAGAGCCCAGGACAAGAAAACAAAGACAGUUCUGUUUAAAUCAUUUUUGAUCUAGAGGGAGCUGCAGAAAUGCCAGACUCACCAGCACCGCCGCUCUAUAUAUUCAUGGAGGUGCUGAUAGCGGUCGCGUCUGUGAUCGGGAAUGUGAUGGUGGUUUGGGCGGUGAAAAUUAAUAAGUCCCUGCGAGACACCACGUUUUGCUUUGUCGUUUCUCUGGCUGUGGCGGAUAUUGCUGUGGGAGCGCUUGUCAUUCCACUGGCCAUCACGAUCAGCAUCGGACUUCAGACUCACUUUUACAGCUGCCUACUCGGGACGUGCAUCUUGCUGGUGCUGACGCAAAGUUCAAUUCUGGCCCUGCUGGCCAUCGCGAUUGACCGCUAUCUCAGGGUCAAGAUCCCUACCAGGUACAAGCGGGUGGUGACCCCUCGGCGGGCAGGCCUGGCUGUAGUGAUAUGCUGGUUGUUGGCAUUCAUUGUGGGAUUGACACCCAUGUUAGGCUGGAACAAUCGAAAUCACCUCCAGGAGAACAGCUCGUUCCACAACAUCACCUGCAAGUUUGAAAAUGUCAUCAGUAUGGACUACAUGGUUUACUUCAACUUCUUUGGCUGUGUGCUGCCGCCGCUGCUACUCAUGCUGGGCAUAUAUGUGGAGAUCUUUUACAUGAUCCACAAGCAGCUUAACAACAAGAAAAUUACCUCCAGCUACUCAGACCCAAACAAGUACUAUGACAAAGAGCUCAGUCUUGCCAAAUCUUUGUUCCUGGUGCUUUUUCUGUUCGCCAUUAGCUGGCUCCCCCUUCAUACAAUCAACUGCAUCACGCUGUUCUGCUCCUCGUGCUACAAGCCACAAAUUCUUCUUUACAUCGCCAUCCUGCUCAGUCAUGGCAACUCUGCUGUAAACCCAAUCAUCUAUGCCUUUCGCAUUAAAAAGUUUCGCACGGCAUUUCGGAAAAUCUGGCACCAGUACUUCUGCUGCAAGGAGACACCGGCGCUGGACUUCCAGCAAAGUGACAGAAGAGACACGCCCAAUCCAGAGCCGCAGCCAGCCACGCCGCUGCAGCCCACUCAUGUGGGGGACUUUAAAUGUUAUCCUCCCCUAGAGCUCCGGCAGCAGCAGCCUCCACUCAGCAGCCUCCAGUAGAGCAGAAGAUUAAAACACCUCAGCAAACUUACCCAUUUAUUGGAGCAGAACACAGCCUGUUUAAAGGAGCAAAUUGGAUGGUUAAAGAAGUAACCUCUUGUGCACAAGUAGUGGCUCUCUCCUAAUUUGAAUGUAGCUCGAUGAGAAUCGUGGAUUGCAGCCCGAUGCUGCAAAGCUUUUGCAAAUUGGGUCUCUGGAAGAUGAUUCAUCAUUCCUCAGGAAGAGCAAACAUGGACAUAAUGCAGGACUGAAGAGCCUGCAAAAAGGAAAAUCUAUUGUACUGUGUACUUAUCUUAGUAAGACCCUGAACACAUCCAUCCAUCCAUCCAUCCAUCCAUUUUCUUACCCGCCUAGUCCCUUAUGGGGUCGCGGGGAUGCUGGUGCCUAUCUCCAGCGUUCACUGGGCAAGAGGCGGGCUACACCCUGGACAGGUUACCCUGAACACAUGAAGCUUGAAAUGUUUUAUUCUUUAAUGUGAAACAGUUCUUAUGAACUUCAGAAAAUGUGCAAUCUAAGUUAUUGUGGUUUGUCAUAUGAUUAUGUAUAUAUGGUACAACUUGCCUGAACAUGUAUACAUCUAAUAGAGCAGGGUUAUCCUACUACCCUAAUACUGUGUGUAUUCUAACUGACUCUGUCUAAACAAAUAUGAUUGUAAUCAUGUAAAUAUGAGACUGCAUUCAACUGUGAAUGCUCGACCAAUCUUCAGGGGCUAAAUUGCACAACGUGUGCAGGAAGCAGCAUUACGAGACAGAAUAUUGUAAUAAUAUGGUGGGAAAAGGUUUUGUAAGCAGUUACUGUCUCUCUUCUGAAGCUCAGACCUCAGGUGAUCCACCUGCAGUUUUCCAUUGCAGGGGAGAUUGACGGGGAUACAAAUAAGCACACAAAGGUUGUAAAAUUUUAAAAGCUACAUGCAGGACAUUUGUAGCAGCUCACGGGGGAGAAACUCAAGAUGCUGUCAGAGCUCAUGUUUGUUCAGCCUCCAUGUCAGUACGUUGUGACUGCAGAGCUGUUUUUUCAUUGUUACAUCAUGACGGUUUACCAUCACCGAUUGUGGCUUUCAUGGGCUUAUUCAAACAUUUAACGGAUGCCGAGUAAAUUAUGAAAUGUUAACCUGAAGAUUGUGAGUAUUCCCUGACCUGUAAGCUUGUUAGUUUGCAAACUGCAAACGAUUAGUUUGCAAACUUCUUUAGAUUGAUAAUUAAACUAUGUCCAAUGCCUCUUAAACACACUGUUUGAAAAUGUAAAGCUGUUGUUGUCUUUUGUGAAGACUCAGACUUCUAGCCAUACCUCUUCAUUGACAAUCUCCCACUUAAAGGGAAAGUUCAAGGUUUUUGAAGUGUAAAUAGUCAGAAUCUUAACCUACAGUUACUAAUGUUCUUGGAAACCUCAUUUUGGAUAAAUCCAGACUACCUGUAAGAUAACAGCAAUUUCAAGCUGGUCAAAGAGGACUUAUUCCCCUUUAACAACUAUGGUUUAAAAAUGGUAUAGUGGUUUAUGGGAAUGUUAUUAUUUGAACUUCCAAAUGUUGCCACAUUUGGAUUGGGUGUGCCACAAAUGAUCCUUCUGCAAAAAAUAAAUAAAUAAAUGUACUGAGAACAAAACAUAUAAGGAGUUUCCUGUCAGAGAGACUACCAAAUAGAAAGUUAAGACAUUGUAAAAGUCACAAAUAUAGGAUUCACUUAAACUGCUCUAAUAUUUCUUCCUGUUAUGUCAGAGGCUGAAUCUAACUGCUAGUCCAAGAUGGGCCACAGCAGACUACUACCAUCAUAAAACAAGAUAACGUUUUCACAAAAACGAUAUUUUAUGAAACCUCAGCUCAUUCUUAUGUUUGCUUUGGUUUAGUUUUUACACAGAAGCCAAUGCAUAUUUAAGUGGUAAAUAGCUUGUACUUGUAUAGUGCUUUAACUAGUCUGACAACCCCAAAGCGCUUUACACAAUAAUCAGGCAUUCAUCCAGCCACAUUCACACCCUGACGGUGGAAAAGGAAGGUGGGAAGGAGUGCAUCACCAAUGAUCUUCCUGUUUGAAACUUUUUCUGAGAAUAGAAAAUGAAAAGCAAUUUUGACUUGAGUAUUUACUACCCAAUGAAAGGUAAUCUAAUGGAAAAAUUACUACUUUAACAUUUUUCAGCUGCUCUGACCAGAAACACUUUAUUUUUCUCUCAGUAUAUGUUCCACACAGUGGUGGUGCACCACCUUGAAAAUCAAUUACCCUGACUGCAUAAUUAUCUGCUUAUGGGUAAAUAAUAGGAGUGUAACAAAACAUCGAUCCACAUCGAUAUAUCCAUUAAAUGAUUAACGGUCCAAUUAUGUCGAUGCAAAAUCAAAACAUCAAUCCAUAUCUUCAUUUUUAAGAUACGUCUUUAUUUUAAGAUUCACAAGGCAUGAUACUACAGUGAACAGAUGAUCUAUGAUUACUAUUUUAUAAUUAGUAGAAUGUUGUUUUUUAUUUAAAUGCCUGAUACCUGUAAGUGCUUAGAAAUAAAAUGGUCAAAUCA